AUGGCCAUGGACGAAGACGAGUGGGACGCCCUGGAAACCUACCGCUCCCGCAAGGGGCUACCUCUCCAUGUCGCUGCUCACUGGCUCGUCCCGUACAGCGACCCUGACCAGGAGAUCCAGGCCACACUCGACAAGGCCAUUGAGAUGCAUCACACCUUCCACCCAUCAGCCCCGCCGUCUUUCUGCGUUUUCGGGGUCAAAUUGAUCGGUGACGGGGUCGUCGACAGCUGUACGGCUGCCCUGAGCCAACCAUACGGCACAAAGCCAGAUCCCGUUGAGCCUAUCUGGCCCGCGGAGAAGAUGGCAAAAAGUCAUCCACCAGGCCGACGCCGCGGGGCUUCAGUGCGCCGUACACGCCAUUGGAGAUAA
Cladophialophora psammophila CBS 110553 is the source of this 369-nucleotide messenger RNA. RefSeq lists its product as uncharacterized. The coding region runs from base 1 to 369 and encodes 122 amino acids. The transcript has a single exon. Lineage: Eukaryota; Fungi; Ascomycota; Eurotiomycetes; Chaetothyriales; Herpotrichiellaceae. The record is from RefSeq and is a predicted model, not a curated record.